This is a messenger RNA of Triplophysa dalaica, 1068 nucleotides long. RefSeq names its product zinc finger, CCHC domain containing 17 (gene zcchc17). The record is from RefSeq and is a predicted model, not a curated record. The transcript is spliced from 8 exons. Gene Ontology annotation, molecular function: RNA binding; zinc ion binding. Lineage: Eukaryota; Metazoa; Chordata; Actinopteri; Cypriniformes; Nemacheilidae. Gene Ontology annotation, biological process: RNA stabilization. The coding region runs from base 220 to 927 and encodes 235 amino acids.
CUCACGUUGAACGUAAACGCAGGAGAAACAUCAAAGCAAACGUAUUUACGUAUUUUUCUGAUGUAUAAAAUAAUUAAGGGGUUAUCGGAAGUUAUAUUGCAGUACAGGUUUUAGCGGCCAAAAUUGUUUAGAGUUGCGAGGGUUGACUCGCGCAUUCUGUAUGUUUGGUACAUUGUUGUCUUAAAGAUAAAGUGGACGAGACCUGAUACUGUUGGUGCAAUGGCCGAUGAGUACAUGAGAGAACCAGAAGGAUUAGAUGGACUACCUCCUUUGUACAGCAUCAUUAAAGGAGAGGUUGCCACUGUAACAGAAUAUGGAGCUUUUGUUAAGAUUCCAGGAUACAGGAAACAAGGUCUGGUUCAUAAGAGUGAGAUGUCUGCAUGUCGGGUGGAGAAACCGGGUGAAAUUGUUGAUGUGGGGGAGAAUGUCUGGAUAAAAGUCAUUGGCAGAGAGAUGAAAGACGAUAAAGUCAAACUCUCUUUCUCUAUGAAAGCUGUUAAUCAAGGCACUGGGCGAGACUUGGACCCCAACAAUGUAAUGGCAGAGCAAGAUGAACGCAGACGGAGGCAGUUCAGAGAUCACAUGGGGCAAAGAAUAACCCUGGAGGCUGUGCUCAACACCACAUGCAAAAAGUGUGGCUGCACAGGUCACUUUGCCAAGGACUGCUUCUCAAAGCCUGGACUGCAAUACAGUUUAGUGCCAGAAGAGGAAGAAGAGGAGGUGCCGCCAUCUGCUCAGAACACCCAAUCCCAGCCACAAAAACGUAAAAAGGAAAAAAAGGCAAAGAAAGAAAAGAAGAAAAAGAAGGAAAGAAAGCGAGAAAGCUCUUCAUCUGACAGCAGCGGCGAUGAUGCCAAGAAACCACGGCAUUCUCACACACAUUCAGAGAAGAAAAAACACAAGAAGCACAAACACAAAACAAAAUGAUAUUAUAUGUUCAACCAGCAAAUUACUCAUGCAUGUGUUCAUUCGAUGUACAGGUAUGAGAUGUACAGGUGUGUGUAGCUGAUAGCAACUUUAAUUCAUUUUGUGUUUAUAUCAAUAUUAAACUAAUGAAUUUUAAAUUCA